Molecule: messenger RNA, 2870 nt
Organism: Medicago truncatula (barrel medic)
Lineage: Eukaryota; Viridiplantae; Streptophyta; Magnoliopsida; Fabales; Fabaceae
Product: transcription factor BIM1
Exons: 12
Coding region: 702-2417 (571 amino acids)
Biological process (GO): DNA-templated transcription
Molecular function (GO): protein dimerization activity; DNA-binding transcription factor activity
Source: RefSeq, a predicted model, not a curated record
GAGAAAGUAUAUAAAAACAUCUUUCAUCUCAAUUAUAUAUCAAUAUCAAUUCUCAAACUCAACAGAGAAAGUUAAAGGGUCCGACCCGAGACCUCAUCUUUCGCUGCAGUGCUCGUUUUCAGAGUAACAUAAGAACCGAUAGAGAAAAAGUGAUUAUAAGAAAAAGCGCGGCACACAGAGAAGAUAGCGCUCGAAGAAUCUCUUCUACAUCGUGCUCUGCUUCAAGUGUCGCUUCUCAAUUCUCAAUUUCUUCUGGUUCAUCACUUCAGUUACUCAAUUAUCAUUACGGAAGCUCUGUGAUUGUAGAUUUUGGAGUAAAAUUGUGAUUAUCGAACGACCUUCGUGGAAGUCAAUUACGAAAGUUUCAUUGCAUAAGCAACAACUCGAAGAUAAUCUACAACGAUAAUUCGAACCGUAAGCUCUUGAUUGGCGAUUAAGGACGCAGUGCUUGAAUUCACAGUAAUUCGUAAACUAAACUGAACGAAUGUGUCUCCGAUCUUCAACCUAACAAGAGAAUUACGGUUUCUAUUAAAUUCGGAUCUGAUCGAAGCAGCGAAUUCUCCAUCCCUGUUUUGCCUUCAAAAUUCAGAGAUAAUUCAGUCUUCAAAAGCGGUAGCAGAAUUGUGUUCUAUGAGAUUUGACCGAAUUUCAAAAUUACGUUGAAUUACGUACCAGAGAAGAAAAUUGAGAUUCAAGUAUUGAUGGAGCUUCCUCAAACACGUUCUUAUGGAGCUGGAGGAGCAGGGAGGAAAUCGACGCAUGAUUUUCUGUCGCUAUACAGUAAUUCAACUGCCGAACAAGAUCCAAGGCCAUCUGCUCAAGCAAGUUUCCUCAAGACCCAUGAUUUCUUGCGGCCACUAGAGGAGGUAGAAGCAAAAUCCAGUGCCAAGGAAGAAGCCACAGAUGAAAUCUCAUCGGUGGUUGAGAAGCAACCCCCUUUAGCAACACCAGCUUCAGUUGAGCACCUCUUACCUGGAGGAAUUGGGACUUACAGUAUCAGCCACAUUAAUUCCUGCGUGAAUAAUAAUCAAAGGGUUCCAAAGCCAGAAGCAUCAUCACUUUUCACUGUGCAUCAAGCAACUAGUGCUGAUAGAAAUGACGACAACUCCAAUUGCAGUUCACAUACUUCAAGCGGUUUCACAUUGUGGGAAGAGUCUGAGAUUAGAAAGGGAAAGACAGGAAAGGAGAAUAAUGUUGGGGAUAAACCCAUUAUAGGAGAUUCUGCUGCUAAGUUAGGACAGUGGACAUUGAAGGAGCGAACGUCUCAAUCGUUUUCUAACAAUCAUCAUGGCAGCUUCAACUCUCGCUCUUCAUCUCAGACAACUGGACAGAAGAACCAGAGUUUUAUGGAAAUGAUGAAAUCUGCGCAGGAUUGUGCCCAGGAUGAGGAGCUCGAAAAUGAAGGAACGUUUUUUCUCAAGAGAGAAUCCUCGAAUGUUCAAAGAGGAGAACUAAGGGUGAGAGUGGACGGCAAGAGUACUGAUCAAAAGCCGAAUACACCGAGAUCAAAACAUUCUGCAACAGAGCAGCGAAGAAGAAGCAAAAUUAAUGACAGGUUUCAGAUGCUACGAGAGCUUAUUCCUCACAGUGAUCAAAAGAGGGACAAAGCAUCUUUUUUGUUAGAGGUCAUUGAGUACAUUCACUUUUUGCAAGAGAAGGUUCAUAAGUAUGAAGGUUCAUUCCAAGGUUGGAAUAACGAACCAGAAAAACUGAUGCCAUGGCAGAGAAAUAAUGACAGGCCAGCAGAAAGUUUUCAACCUCGCAGCGCAAAUGGUGGGUCUAAUCCAUCUCCAACAUUGUUGUUUGCUUCAAAGGUUGACGAGAAAAACAUCACCAUCUCCCCAACAACUCAUGGGGGUAUCCAUAAUGUAGAAUCUAGCUUGAGCACAACAACUGCCUUGAAGACAAUAGAUCAUCCAUCUGGAAUAACAAACAAGGCUUUUCCAAGUCCUAUUUCUUCCCAACCAAAUUUCUUAACUUCAACCCAAAUCGGAGGUUCAGGUGGAGCAGUGUCUCAGCUCAGACGUAGAUUAUCAUCUGAUGCAGAGAACACCAAUUAUCAACCUUCAGUAGAAUCUCAGACUAUGACUUCAACCAGUGAAAAGCUGAAAGAGAAAGAGCUCACCAUUGAAGGAGGUGCCAUUAGCAUAUCAAGUGUGUACUCACAAGGGUUGUUGGAUACACUUACACAAGCCUUGCAGAGUUCGGGAGUGGAUUUAUCACAGGCUAGCAUUUCGGUGCAAAUUGAACUUGGUAAACAAGCAAGCCUCAGACCAAACAUACCAAUGCCAAUGUGUGUUUCCAAGGAUGAUGAAGAUCCUUCUAAGAAUCAAAGGAAAAUGCGCUCUGGCUCUAGAGUCGCUAGCUCUGAGAAGUCUGAUCAAGCACUAAAGAAGCUGAAAAUGUGCAGAAGUUAAUUCAACCGUUACAUUCAUUCUUUCCUUAAUAAUUUUUAUCAAUUAUUUGGGGUAACUUUUUAAAAUUAAUUUUUGGAAGGGGUAUUUAUUUCCUGUGCUGGAUUAUUAUCCAGCAUGGAUGAGAUUGACUGUACAUGUAGUGUCUUAGUUUGUUGGGAUCCUUAGGCUCUCCCCAACAAAAUAAUAUGCAUCAUUUUAGUUUCUAAAUAUAUAUAAUUAUAGAGGCCUCCCAUACUGAUACAAGCUGUUUUUGAUUCAUAGCUUCCAUUGCUGUAAAUUAGUAAACUCUUGGUCUUUUAUUUGCUGCAUAUUUUUUUAACAUUGAUUUUGGUGGUCUUGUGUAUUAUGCUUGAAUUAGAGACCCCUUGCGUAGCUCAUUAUUUAUAGCCUCACACCUCCAUUGUGAUAGCUAAUAAAAAUUGUACCUAUGAGAUAUCUUUCAUGAUUUGUUUA